Messenger RNA from Patella vulgata (common limpet), 7294 nucleotides. Its product is annotated as E3 ubiquitin-protein ligase ZNF598. Bases 157 to 3087 code for a protein of 976 amino acids. The transcript is spliced from 6 exons. Gene Ontology annotation, molecular function: ubiquitin protein ligase activity; ribosome binding. Lineage: Eukaryota; Metazoa; Mollusca; Gastropoda; Patellidae. Gene Ontology annotation, biological process: rescue of stalled cytosolic ribosome; protein ubiquitination. The record is from RefSeq and is a predicted model, not a curated record.
CCGAAAGAAAGGUCGUGUUGUCAACUUUUUACAUAAGUAUUCUAUUUUUCAACUUCCAUUUCAUCAUACCCUGCCAAUAAAUACCCUUAUAUUUUAACCAAAGAGGUAAAAACUGUCACAAGUAUAUUUUAGUUAAUUACAUCGAUAUCUGAAGCCAUGGAACGUUCUCAAAGUGUCGAAGUUUGUACUGUUUGCCAUGAACACAUGGAAAUAUUUGCAGUUGGUUCCUGUAACCACCCAAUUUGCUAUCGAUGCUCUAGCAGGAUGAGGCUGCUAUGUGAUCAAAUGUACUGUCCGAUAUGUAGAGGGGAUCUUCGUAAGGUUGCAUUUGUUCAAAACCUGUUGAAGUUUGAGAAAAUCAAACUGGAAAAAUUCAAAAUAACCAAGCAAAAUAUUUAUCUGGAGAACGAUGAAGUAGAGAAAGCUUAUAAAAAACUUUUAUGUAUCAAGUGUCCGAUUUGUACAGAAGAUAAAACUCCGGAUCGAACGUUUGAGUCUUUAAGAGAUCAUCUUCGUAAGGAACAUACGUUAUUCUUCUGUGAUCUCUGUCUCAAACAUUUAAAUAUUUUUCCAUUUGAAAGAAAGUUUUAUAAUCGUAAGGAUUUAGCCACACAUAGAAGAGUUGGUGAUGCUGAUGACAAGUCGUAUAAAGGUCAUCCGUUGUGUGUGUUUUGUGAUGAACGAUAUAUGGACAAUGACGAACUCUUGAGACAUUUACGCAAAGAUCAUUAUUUCUGUCAUUUCUGUGAUGCUGAUGGAACUAAUGAAUAUUAUAAUGAUUAUCCAGAAUUAAAAACACAUUUUCGAAACGCUCAUUUUCUGUGUGAAGAAGAACAAUGUGGAGAUCCUCAUACACAGUUUACGAAUGCAUUCCGCUCCAGUAUUGAUCUGAAGGGUCACAAAUCAUCUCACCAUACCAGAGGCAUGUCAAAAGCACAGAUACGAGAAGUUGGUCGACUAGAUAUAGAAAUACAAUUACCACCUCGUAGAAUGGGCAGAGAUCGAGGUCAUAUUACUAGACGAGAUUUUGAAGAAAUUAAAAACGAUAAUGGUGGCCGAGGUAGAGGACGAGGAUAUAAUAAUGGAUCGGGGCGCGGAUAUCGUAACAACAGAGAUAAUUAUGUUGACGAUAGAGAAGAAAUUGAAAAGGCUAUUGAAGCAUCUAAACGCGAAGCUUCUGGCAGGAGAAUGUCUUGGUCCGCUGAAGAUAUUCGACAAGAUUUUCCAGCUUUAUCAGGUCAAGAUCCCACUUCAUCCACUGCAGCAGUUUCUAAUACCUCAACAAUCACCACAACCACGACUACCAAGUCGACGUCAUCAAAUCAAACAACGAACUCUGUCCCGAAACCUACCACAAGUUUAGCCUCAAAAAUAAGCAACAGUGAAAAAGCUUUAGACAAUGCCAAUAAAGCUUUUCCUCAGUUGAAAAAAGGUAGUGCCAAAUUGGGCGUUUCGAAUAAAAACAGUGAUAAUUCUGGUCGUAACUCUCCUGUGAUUAAGGAUAAAAAAGGUUCAGGUAGGACUUCUCCGGUUGCUAGGGUGAUGCAACCCGUUAUGUCAUCCAAAAAAGUGAAGGAAGAAGACUUCCCCGAUUUAAGUGCUUCGAAAAAUCGAAAUUCAAAUUUAAUAUCAUUAGGUGUUUGGACACAGAAGAGCCAAAGAACUGAUUUAGUGAGACCUAAUCUUCAGCCCGAAAAAGUGGAGCCGCCGAAACCAAAACCCGUGAAACAAACCCAAAAAACUAAUUCUAAUUCUUUAGCGUCGGUGGGUAUGUCGUUAUGUGUUGAAAAUGAUUUUCCGUCUUUAAGUGGAAAAGCGAAACCCACCGCAGUAAAUACUAAAUCGGCGUGGUCAGGAAUGAAAAAACCUCAAUUAAAAAAUACAAAAUUAAAAGUUGAUGAUGAUUUUGAAAUUCCGAAAGCGGCAACAGUCCAAAUUGUUAGUACAAAUAAUGACAAUGAAUUAAUGGAUACGAACUCGUCAAAAAAGAAGAAGAAAAAGAAAAAUAAGGAUAAAGAUAGCGUUAAUGUUAAUUCUGAAUCAAACGUAGAAAAUAAUCCACCGUCUGCCGAAAACAAACAGAAACCAUCAGGUGAGGGUAAGAAACGGAAAUCGAAAAAGAACGAAACUCCUGCAUCGCUUGAUGGUAUUGCCAUGGGACUACUGAAUGAAGAAAAGGAUCGAACUAUUACAAAAUCUGCCAAACAAAAGAACGUACACGCUAUGUUGCCUGAAAGUGAAUCCAUAUCAAAAAAGAAGGCGGAAAAAAUGGAACCUGCACCCAAAAAGAUGGUUGAGAAAGAAAUUAAAUCUGUCACUCCUGAUAUAGAUAAAAUACCUGUUAUUUCGUUACCUGUGACACCGGCGCCCUCAAUAUCGUCAUCGUCUGACUUCCCAUCAUUAUCAUUGGCUACUAAGGCGCCACCACCUGGAUUUCCGAAGUCAAACAAGAAACCACCUCCUGGAUUUACUGCUCCUGCUCCUGCUCCUGCUCCUAGUCCUGCUCCUAGUCGUCCUCCUCCAGGAUUUGGAUCCACAGAAGAGAAAAAAUCGCUGUCCGUACCAGAACCAGCGCCUGUUAAAACAUCCUCCUACUCAUACAUUCAACCAGAUGAAUUUCAGUCGCGCAAUCAAAAACUGGUACAGCGUAUUCGAGAUGCCCUGGGUACACAAGACAAGUUCGAUGAAUUCAAGACCAAAUCUUGGCAAUUUCGACAAAAUGAAAUCAUGGCCUCCGAAUACUACUACAGCUGCGAGAAAUUAAUAGGUAAAAAAAUAUUUGGUGAUGUGUUUACAGAACUUCUAGUUCUACUGCCUGACAUCACAAAACAACAGGAUCUACUUAGUGUUCAUAAUCAAUCAGUUAAAAAACUCAAGGACAACGUGAUUAAAAUUAGUGGAAAAACACAAAAAGCACCGUGGUCGGCUUUCAACGAUUUUUCAGUUUGUCCCACUUGUGGUCAGGUCACGCUGAAGGUUGACAGUUCAACACAUUCAUCGAAACAUGUGGCCAAUGAUUUUCCAACAUUGGGCAAAUCAAAAGGUUCUGAUUUUAUGGGUAGGGGUUCAUGGGUAGCGGCUAAAUAGUGGACAAUUGUUAUUUGAGAAUCAACUACACGUUUGGUGAUACUAAAACAAAGACUAGCUGGUAUUAAAUCUAGCUAAAAAAUUUCUCUGCGUCACAAUUCUGUUAUAGAUUAUUUAUUUUAUUGUGACCAAUUUUAAAUUAGAUUACAUUUUGUCUUAUUUAAAUCAAAGUUAUAAACAGGAAAUGCUGUUAAAGAUUUGAACAGAAAUAAAUUUAUUUUAUUAAUAAAGAUAUAUUUUUGGAUUAUGACUUGAUGUAAUUUGUUAAGAUUAAGUGGAGAUAUAUGUAGUAUUGCUGGACAUUACUGCUAAGGACGGACUAAUUUGAUCUUCUGUUCUUCAGGGUCACCUGUUAAAAUUGGGCUUCUUAUUUCUUCAGGUAAAAGACUAAUUUAGAAACCAAAUAUGCAUGGUUGGAGGUGGGUGUGGAUGGUCGAAUGGUUAGCGCGGUUGUGCUUUAUCAUAAAGUCUGUCAUUGAGUCAUUGAUUCCCCGGUUGUACGUGACAAGGAAUAGGGUCGCCUGUCCAACCUCGUGGGUUUUCUUCAGGCCCUACGGUUUCCUCCCACUGCUAAAGACCCCAUGUGCAAGCGAAUUAUUGAAAUGAAAUUGAACCAUAUGUUAGUCCCGAAAUUACCUACAUGUAGUUUGUGUCAGUGGACGUUAAAAGCCAUUUCUCUCUCUCUCUUACCCAGUUAAACUGUUCAAAAGCUUUUAAGUUCCAAAUUUUUAAGUGUUGAGAUUUUAAACUAAACAUGCAAUUCAACUGGCUCUAUAUUUAUCAAGAUUCCUGAAGAACUGAAAUUUAAAUUCUUGUGGCCUAUUAACAUAAUUAUGUAAUACCUUGUAUAGUAUGUAACGGCAUGAUAAAUUGUGCUUUUAAUUCAUAGCAUUGUGCCAACCAUUUGACAUAAUAAACAUACAAAUUUUCUUACUACAUGUAUGUAUGAUUCUGUGGUACAUGUACUGCCCGUCUUCAUUAGCCCAGGCAGUGCUUACUGUGAUUGCAUGGUAUUGCAAUAUUUAUUUAAUCUUCAUUUAACCAUGUAGAAUACAGUCACUUAGGGUUAGUUAUCUACAUUCAUAAUCUUAUCCUUGUUCUUGAGAUGAUGUCUGUCCAACCGCGUGGGUUUUCUCCACGCCCUACGGUUUCCCCCCACUGCUAAAGACUCCUAUGCACAAGUGAAUUAUUGAAAUAAAAUUGAACCGUACAUUAGUCUUGAAAUUACCUAGUUUGUGUUAAAAGGAUGUUAAACCCCAUUUCUCUCUCUUUUGAGAUGAUGCUCUUCAAAAAAGUAAAAUGCUCUGCCCAUGAGCAACGUAAAACUUGGUUUGUUUGUUCUUUGGACAAUAGUGCAUCGAUUGACAUAAACCAUGAUUUUUGAUGUGACGUUACAAUUCCAAGAUGGCUGCGAUGACGUCAUGUUCUGUUUCUAGUUCAUAUACAUGUAGUACUAUCAUAAUAUCAUGCUUGUUUUUAUGUUCGACAAAAGCGUGUUAGAAUUAUGUAUCAUACAUACCUUGUCUGCGAUAUCACCCUAGGUGGAAGCGGACUUUAAUCUUCAAGGAAUGAAUGAAUGAUGUAUCAUACAAUAAAAUUAUUAGAACAUGGUGUAUAUAAAGGUUAUAUAUCUCCUGUAUUUAAUUAUUAAGUUAAUUUAUUAAACACAACAAUAUACAUGAAGAGCCCCGAGGAAGAACGAUCUAAGUCACUUUUUUAACGAACCUCAGUUAAUGGGGCCGUCUGGUAGCAAAUUGUAUAAGCUUUCUUUGGAACAAUCAAUUUCAGGUAAAAACGAUCAGAGUCCCAUUGAACCAAGGCCCUUCUGAAAUGACCUCCCGGACAAAUACAAGUCCCUCGUACCCUUUAUUUGACCUUUAUAGACAAAAAUGUGACUUAGAUCAUUCUUCCCCUGGACUCUUCACAUGUUAUACAUACAUUAUGUAAGAGCUAAAUCUGCCAGUGUUUAUUUUGGCUUCAAAUAAUAUACAAACCAUUAGACAUUUAUUAACAUGGCAAUUCUAUAAUCAAUUUCCUUAGACCAUCAGAUGGCGGAGAGAUAUUUUAAAAUUUAACGAUAAAAUAGACAAUCGAGGCUAAGUCUCGGUUGUCAAGCACCGUAGUUACGAUAAUGAAAGAUCUAGGUUAUAUCUUUAUAAAUUCGCUCAGAAUAAAGUAAUUUGAAUAUAAUUUCAAUAUAUUCCUUUUUCAUUAUCUAUUUUUGUACUAUUAGAAAGAACGACCAGGUGAUGCAUCUGUAAUGUAGAUUAACUAUAGGUAAUUAAAUUGUAUAUAAAAUUCCAUUCCUUUAUUAUGAGGGGGUUGGAUGGCCGAAUGGUUAGCAUGUGCGUGUUGUAUCAUAAGGUCUGUCAUUGAGUCAACUGGCGUGGUUUCAAAUCCCUGGUUGUACGUGACAAAAGAGUAGGGUCACCUGUCCAACCUCGCAGGUUUUCUCCAGGUACUCCGGUUUCCUCCCACUGCUAAAGACCACUACGUGCAAGCAAAUUAUUGAAAUAAGAUUGAACUGUAUGUUAGUCCCAAAAUGACCUAGUUUGUGUCAAGUGGACUUUAAACCCCAUUUCUCUCUCCUUUAUUAUGAGUUAUUGUCAGAUAAUAUAUUCUGUAAUUAUUAUUAAGAAUAUUUAUAUAGUGCCAUUUCCAAUGUAUGAAGUAAAAGAUCCAAAAUGUUCAUCCAGAUUUACCGACGUGGUUUCCCUUGUCAGUGGUGCAGGACGGAGGGCCUGACAAGUACAGCUGACUAGUCCUUCGGAUGAGACGAAAAACCGAGGUCCCGUGUAUAUAUUGGAAUGCACGUAUAAGAUCCCCUGGCAGUUGGAAUUCAAUAUAAGAGUAGGCAAUAGUGCCGCUGCCCGGGCAAAAUUUCCCUCAUAGCACACUGUAUGGCGUAUGCCCGUCUUCAUUAGCCCAGUCGGAGCAGAACAGUAGAACGUUAAACCCCAUUUCAUUUUAUUUCAUUUCAUGUUCAAAAAUAAAUAUAUAUUGCAAAUUUUCAAAGUAAAAUAUAAAUUGACUAGAUUUAGAUAAUUAAUCAUAUUUUUUAAACAGAUGAGUUGUACAUGUAAGACUUAUUAAGUUUGAUAAUGAAUUGUUGCUGCUAAUAGAAUAUGGAAGCCUAUUCCAUAUAGUUGUGGAAUUACAAUCUCAAAUGUAUACCAGUAUAACCCUUAAUUCAGUGAAAAUCUGACACAUAAGAUGACAUCGCGAGUUGAUUAUGGUUUGGAUAAGUUAAUUAUGAUUUGGAUAAGUUAAUUAUGAUCUGGAUAAGUUAAUUAAUAUCUAAUUACUAAUUUAUAUAACAUUUUAGGCCUAAAAAAAGACCUGCAAUAGGCAAAUUUAGCUCUUGAAGAAUGCAUGUUAAAUUCUGCAUCCAAUUUAUGUAUGAUGUAUUUUUUUAUAUUAAGAUUACAAAUUAUAUGUGUUAUACUAAGUAGACACUGUUGAUACAACACUCUCCAUGCUUGUUCAAUAGAAAUCCAAUACUACACUGCCAUAACAAGACAUUUUUCUGGUUAUUUCCAAUUUUACUUUGUUUCGAUGAAAAUCUUUGGAAAUUUGACACUAGAAAAAUUAUGUGUUUUUAGUGGAGAACUCUAGAUUGGAGAUGGUCCUGCACAUUUUAGCAUAUACAUGUAUGACGUCAUAUGUGAGUUAGGGUAAGGGUUAGGACCUGCAGAUUUCAUCAAAGUCUCAAGAUGUAAACAGGGCUAGCCCUAACCCUAACCCUGGACCAAGCCUAACCCUUACCCACAAUCUACAUAUGACGUCAUACUUGCAGGAACGUCUCCGAUCUAGCGUUCUCCAUUUUUAGCAAGUCAGUGUUAACAUUUUGAAGACAGAGAAGUCUUAGUGAGUUUGUGGAAGGUAUUAGUAUAUCUACUCUACAUGCUGUUAAAAUGAAUAUAUUAUUUAGUAUUUCUAUUGUGGGUUUGGUCACUGUGGUGGUCAUUUUUUUGGUUCUUCCUCAUAUUGCUUUAAUAAUGAUGGCAUGGUGUCAGGUGUUUUCCAUUCAACUACCAGUUCGGUUUAUUUAUUGUUAAAUAUUGUCCUGUAUGUUAAUUUAAAGUCCUAUACCAUGUGAAACUAGGAAAGUACAUCCAUAUUUAAAUAUCAUCCUAUUGUUUUGUCUUGAUAAUUAUGAUUGAGUGUAAAUAUGCUUUUAAAGAUUAUUAAAAGUUGAAUUUCUGUU